Molecule: messenger RNA, 1586 nt
Organism: Ipomoea nil (Japanese morning glory)
Lineage: Eukaryota; Viridiplantae; Streptophyta; Magnoliopsida; Solanales; Convolvulaceae
Product: ribulose bisphosphate carboxylase/oxygenase activase, chloroplastic
Exons: 12
Coding region: 89-1384 (431 amino acids)
Molecular function (GO): ATP binding; ATP hydrolysis activity
Source: RefSeq, a predicted model, not a curated record
GGAUUUUGGGACGAUAAUGUCAACAGUUUGCUUACAUUUUUAACGGCCAAAAUCGUCAGAAAAAAAGAGAGUGCAAAAGGCCACAACAAUGGCGCUCUGCUUUCACUACCAUUCCUCUCCCUUCACUCCCCCAAACUUCACUCGUCUCUCCCGUUUAAAGAGACUCCCAAACCAUUCUUCUCUCUCAGUGCGAUCACUCGCGACUUCGAAUCGCCAGCGCGAAGACGAAGAGUCGAACCCGAAUGCGGUGCCGGAGCAAAAGAAGGCGAAAAGGCUGUCGGAACAGUCCUCGUGGGAAGCCAAGGACUCUGAAGGCAAGGAUUAUCUCUACCGGCUCGGUGCCGAGGCCGAUAACAUGAACAUCGCCGUCGGCGCUAGGGCGGGAGUCAUUGAUGACCUCUUCACUGGAAAUUUCCUCGGAAAAGACUCGGAUAUUGUGUUUGAUUAUCGGCAGAAGGUAACCAGGUCAUUUGAGCAUCUUCAAGGCGAUUACUAUAUUGCUCCACUUUUCUUGGAUAAAGUUGUUUGCCACAUAGUGAAGAACUUCAUUGCUAAAAGUAUCAAUGCCAAAGUUCCUCUUAUUCUAGGCAUUUGGGGUGGUAAAGGACAAGGAAAAACGUUUCAAACUGAACUGAUCUUUCAGACCAUGGGCGUAGAGCCUGUUAUUAUGUCUGCAGGGGAAUUGGAAUCAGAAAGAGCUGGAGAACCUGGAAAAUUGAUUCGUGAACGGUACAGAACUGCUUCACAAGUGGUUCAGAACCAAGGCAAGCUGAGCUGCUUGAUGAUCAAUGACAUUGAUGCUGGCCUUGGUAGAUUUGGUAAUACUCAAGUGACAGUGAACAAUCAAAUCGUUGUUGGAACUCUGAUGAACUUGGCAGAUAAUCCCACAAGAGUAAGUAUCGGACAGGUCUGGAGAGACUCGGAUAUUACACAUAGGAUUCCUAUCAUUGUUACAGGAAAUGACUUUUCAACAAUUUAUGCUCCCUUAAUUCGUGAUGGAAGGAUGGAUAAAUUUUUUUGGCAGCCCACCCAGGAAGACAUUGUAAAUAUUGUUUCUCGAAUGUAUGAGAAAGAUGGCAUAACACAGGAUGAGGUUGCCAGGAUAGUUAAUAAAUUUCCUAAUCAAGCCUUGGAUUUUUAUGGAGCUAUGAGAUCGCGGACAUAUGACCGGUCAAUCUUAAAGUGGGUUGAUGACAUCGGAGGUGCUGAAGGUCUUGGCAGGAGAUUUCUUAGGCAGAGAAAGGAUGGGAAGCUUCCUGUUUUUAUUCCCCCAGAGCAAACAAUGGAAGCUUUGAUGGAAUCAGGGCUUGGUCUUAUUAAAGAGCAAAAGUUUAUAAUGGAGUCCAAACUUUCUAAAGAAUAUAUGAAGAACAUUGAUGAAUAAUAGAGAGAGUUGAAGGAGGAAGGAACUUUCAAAGUUACUAUUUUCAAGUACAUUGUGCAUUUGUGAUUGUCAGACACUGUUCUUUAAAAUGCCGGAGAGGCGGAGAACUACUCAAUAUUGCUUUAGAAAAAAUGUUUGUUGUAAACAAUUCUCAAUUUUGAUAUAGAUAUGCUAUAAUAAUCUUUACCAUCCCAGUUAGCUA